Molecule: messenger RNA, 1892 nt
Organism: Micropterus dolomieu (smallmouth bass)
Lineage: Eukaryota; Metazoa; Chordata; Actinopteri; Centrarchiformes; Centrarchidae
Gene: cfap53
Product: cilia and flagella associated protein 53
Exons: 8
Coding region: 20-1816 (598 amino acids)
Source: RefSeq, a predicted model, not a curated record
UUAGGUCACAAUCACAUUCAUGGCGGAGCGGACGCUGAAGUCUUCGGUUCGCUUCGGCUCCGGAUCAGUUUCACACGCUGCUGCCUCCGACCGGCUCCUUCUCCACGGCGACGGCGCAGAGGCUCAUGGGAAUUGUAGUGCGACGUGGGCCCGUCUUCCCCGGCGGCGUCGUGUUUGUGGUCACCAUGGCAGCUGGACGCCCCUGUGUUGUUUGGAGUGUUGCGGUGCGUCAGUAAAGACUUCUGCAUCCUCCAGACGGAGACUUUUAAAAAUGCUGCAGAGUGAGAGAAGAAGAAGAUGCCGCGAGGUCACCGGACCGACGCCGCAGUCAGUGGCCGUGAGAGCCAAGUUCCCGUCCUCGAGGCCUCCGGACCAGCUGAUCCUGGAGAGGCAGAAGCAGGACGCCGCCCGAGACAAAGUCCUGGAGUUCGCAAAGUACCAGCAGACCUGGGACAUCAAGAACUCGUGGCUAAAGAGCUCAGACGGGCGCCACCUGAGGGGAACCAUCCAGAGGGGGGUCCGAGCCGCUCUGGACCAGCAGGAGGUCCACAUCCAGGAGAGGAGAGACAGGCUGCGUGUGCUGUUGGAGGCGGAGGAGCAGCAGCUGCUGCAGGAGAUGGAGGACAGGAUGGAGACGUCGGUGGAGAGGCAGGCGAAGAUGAGAGAGCGAGCUAAAACCCUGCGAGAGAGAAGAGAGAGAGACCGACAGCAGCUGGUCUCAGAGAAGAUGGAGCAACUCUUCAGGGAGCAGUGCGAGGAGCUGCGGGCCGCCCAGAGCCGCCGCACAGAGCGGCAGGUGUGCUCUGAGCGAGCCGCCCAGGCGAGGAGCCGGCAGGAGCGGCGGCAGCAGCAGCAGCGGGAGGAGCGUCUGUUUGAGGAGCUGUGGGAGGCCGAUCGCAGAGCCAAGGAGCAGCGGGAGGAGCAGAGGGCGCAGAGGCAGCAGCUCAGGAACCUGCAGCAGCUGGACUUCAUCAGGACUCAGAUGGAAGCGGCCGAGCGGCAGAGGCAGAAACACAGAGAGCUGAGAGAGGAGGAGGCUCGGCUCACGCUGCAGCAGCAGGAGGUGCGGCGGCUGCAGCUGCAGCGCGAGCAGCGGCAGAAGAUCCAGGACCAGGGGGCCCGGCGGCGGCAGCUGGAUCAGAGCCUGCGGCUGAAGAUGAAGCGUCUGUCCAGAGAGCAGCAGGAGGAGCUGCAGCUGGACAUGAGCAUCCUGCAGACGCUGCUCAAACAGGAAACGGACGAGAAACAGGAAGCAGCUCAGAGGAAGGCCGAGCUGCGGCGGGAGCAGCAGGCGUACCGGCGGCAUCUGUCGGACGAGCUGCAGAAGCAGAAGAGGGAGGAGGAGGAGACGGAGCAGCUGAUCGAGGAGAAGCUGAAGGAGGUCUGGACCAACAGGGAGAAGCAGAGCCGGGUGCAGCGAGAGGCCCGGGACCGACUGAUGAGGGAGGUGAUGGAGGCUCGCAGUCUGCAGAUCCAACAAAAAAUGGAUCAGAACAUGCAGAAACAGGUGGAGCUGUCCACAGAGAGAGACGAGCUGAGCAGAGUGAUGGAGGAGAUGAAGGUGACGGACGAGGAAGAGAAAAGACGUCAGAAGCAGACCCGCGAGGCGUAUCAGGCCGACCUGAAGGCUCAGAUGAAGCACCAGCAGCAGCUUCGGAGUGAGCAGAGGGCUCAGGCGGAGAGGGAGCACCAGCAGGGUCUGAUCCUGCAGGAGCAGUACAAACAGAGGGCCGAGGAGAUCCUGUCCAGACCCACAUCUCACACCGCCGCCUCACAUCCUUUCAGACGAGCAGAGGGAUCCAGGUCCGCCUCCUGAACAGAAGGGGGACACGUGUUACGCAGAGAAACCCUGUAAGAGCUUCCUGUCCAAUAUAUUUAGUUACAACACUGCA